AUGAACACAAGCAUUCCUUAUCAACAGAAUCCUUACAAUCCCCGAGGCAGCUCCAAUGCCAUCCAGUGCUACCGAUGUGGAGACACCUGCAAAGGGGAAGUGGUUCGAGUCCACAAUAACCACUUCCACAUCAGAUGCUUCACCUGUCAAGUGUGUGGCUGUGGCCUGGCCCAGUCGGGCUUCUUCUUCAAGAACCAGGAGUACAUCUGCACCCAGGACUACCAGCAGCUCUAUGGCACCCGCUGCGACAGCUGCCGGGACUUCAUCACCGGCGAGGUCAUCUCCGCCCUGGGCCGCACCUACCACCCCAAGUGCUUCGUGUGUAGCUUGUGCAGGAAGCCUUUCCCCAUUGGAGACAAAGUGACCUUCAGCGGGAAGGAGUGUGUGUGUCAGACGUGCUCCCAGUCCAUGACCAGCAGUAAACCCAUCAAGAUCCGUGGACCAAGCCACUGUGCUGGAUGCAAGGAGGAGAUCAAGCAUGGCCAGUCGCUCCUGGCACUGGACAAGCAGUGGCACGUCAGCUGUUUCAAGUGCCAGACCUGCAGUGUCAUCCUCACCGGGGAGUACAUCAGCAAGGAUGGCGUUCCAUACUGCGAGUCUGACUACCACUCCCAGUUUGGCAUUAAGUGCGAGACCUGUGACCGAUACAUCAGCGGCAGGGUCUUGGAGGCAGGAGGGAAGCACUACCACCCAACAUGUGCCAGAUGUGUACGCUGCCACCAGAUGUUCACUGAAGGGGAGGAGAUGUACCUCACAGGUUCUGAGGUUUGGCACCCAAUCUGCAAACAGGCAGCCCGAGCAGAGAAGAAGUUAAAGCACAGGCGAACGUCUGAAACUUCCAUCUCACCCCCUGGAUCCAGCAUUGGGUCACCCAACCGAGUCAUCUGCGCUAAAGUGGAUAAUGAGAUCCUUAAUUACAAAGACCUGGCAGCUCUCCCCAAGGUUAAGUCCAUCUACGAGGUACAACGCCCCGACCUCAUUUCCUACGAGCCUCAUUCCAGAUACACGUCUGAUGAGAUGCUGGAGAGAUGUGGCUAUGGAGAGUCGCUGGGAACAUUAUCUCCCUACUCCCAGGACAUCUACGAGAACCUGGACCUCCGGCAGAGACGGGCCUCCAGCCCAGGAUACAUCGAUUCCCCCACCUACAGCCGGCAGGGCAUGUCCCCUACCUUCUCCCGCUCACCUCACCACUACUACCGCUCUGCUGGAGAAAGUAACAUCUACCGGAAACCCCCGAUCUACAAACGGCAUGGUGAUUUGUCAACAGCAACCAAGAGCAAAACAAGUGAAGACAUCAGCCAGGCCUCCAAGUACAGUCCAGCCUACUCUCCAGACCCAUACUAUGCUUCAGAGUCUGAGUACUGGACCUACCAUGGCUCCCCCAAAGUGCCCCGAGCCAGGAGGUUCUCAUCCGGAGGAGAGGAGGAGGAUUUUGACCGCAGCAUGCACAAGCUCCAGAGCGGAAUUGGCCGGCUGAUUCUGAAAGAGGAGAUGAAGGCCCGGUCCAGCUCCUAUGCAGAUCCCUGGACCCCGCCCAGGAGCUCCACCAGCAGCAGGGAGGCCCUGCACACCGCUGGCUAUGACAUGUCCCUCAAUGGCUCCCCUCGGUCCCACUACCUGGCUGACAGUGAUCCCCUCAUCUCCAAGUCCGCCUCCCUGCCUGCCUACAGAAGAAACGGGCUGCACAGGACACCCAGUGCGGACCUCUUCCACUACGACAGCAUGAACGCCGUCAACUGGGGCAUGCGAGAGUACAAGAUCUACCCUUAUGAAUUGCUGCUGGUGACCACAAGAGGAAGAAACCGACUGCCCAAGGAUGUGGACCGGACACGUUUAGAGCGCCACCUGUCCCAGGAAGAGUUCUACCAAGUCUUCGGCAUGACCAUCUCUGAGUUUGACCGGCUGGCCCUCUGGAAGAGGAAUGAACUGAAGAAGCAAGCCCGGCUGUUCUAA
This is a messenger RNA of Pipistrellus nathusii (Nathusius's pipistrelle), 1953 nucleotides long. The record is from the annotation of a GenBank genome assembly. NCBI's taxonomy places the organism in Eukaryota, Metazoa, Chordata, Mammalia, Chiroptera, Vespertilionidae.